Molecule: messenger RNA, 1101 nt
Organism: Neospora caninum
Lineage: Eukaryota; Apicomplexa; Conoidasida; Eucoccidiorida; Sarcocystidae
Product: SRS domain-containing protein
Exons: 2
Coding region: 1-1101 (366 amino acids)
Cellular component (GO): membrane
Source: RefSeq, a predicted model, not a curated record
AUGGUCAGCAAAGUUUCUGGAGCCUUCUGCGCAAUGAAGGGCCCGGCGAUUGUUGUCGGCCUGCUGUGUCUGUCAGGCAGUUUACUGCUAUCGAACGCGAACAGCACCGAUGCCACGUGCUCAGAGAGCAAAACACUGGCUUCUGUGGCUCUCACGAAAGAAAGCAGCCCAAUCAAAAUCAAAUGCCCAGACGGAUCUGACGUGUUUCCAGCAGUUACAGACAAGUCCAACAACUCUUACUGUACAGACUCGUCGUGCGCCCAACAGGCGCCUCUGGACCCGGCAUUUUCUAUCCAGGCAGAUGCCGCCGCAUCAGGGGCGGUGGGGGGAGUAGGCGUAUCACUCCAAUCAGCCAAAGCAAACGCAAAAAGCUACACGCUUACCAUGCAUCAAUCGAGCCAAAAUUCAUCUACCCUGUAUUUCCAGUGCCGGACGCCAGGCGAAUCAAAGGCACGAUCUCGCGAGGAGUUUCUGAAAAAAAGAGUAGAAGAGUCACAAGCCACAGAGACCAAGUGCACUAUUCAAGUCGCGGCUUACGGUUCAGAAGCUGCUGCUGCUGCAGAGACAGAAAAGGAGUGUAACCUGGGAGGCAAGCUGUCGGUGAGCCUCAACCCCAAGUCGCAGUCAUUCACGUUCCACUGCGCAGAGGGCUCGAGCUUGCAGCCCGUUAACUUUGAGAAUGCUUUUGCAGGGAACCAAUGCGCCGACCAAAAGGCUCUGACCGAAUUUGGACUGGUUGCUUCUCUCUUGGAAGGGAAAUCUGCCGCUUCAGGUACCCCGGCUCCCCCCGCCUCUACAGGCGCUUUGCCUGCCUACACGUUCACUGUCUCGAAGUUUCCGGCAGAAAAUACGCCUGUGUUGCUGUGCUACAAAUGUGAAAAAACGGCCGCUGUCAGCGAACAUGUUGACGAAACUCCCAGUGAAUGCACAGCGCUCAUCGAGGUCUCAGGAGAAUCUGCAACAGGCGAUGGACAAGAGGAUAAUCAAGAUCCGUCUGAACUAGGAACCUCGAGCGGGGCAGCGAAGCAUGCAGCGGAUACACUGCUUAUUGCUUUGGUGACUCUCCUUUUUUCGGCUCUCGCCGUGGACGCUUCUGUAUAA